Messenger RNA from Vicia faba (fava bean), 1356 nucleotides. The record is from the annotation of a GenBank genome assembly. Lineage: Eukaryota; Viridiplantae; Streptophyta; Magnoliopsida; Fabales; Fabaceae.
AUGGCAAUGUCAACAAAGGAUACUGAAGAAAUUAGGCAAUCUGUAAAACUUGGUGCUGGCUUAGCGACUCUUUGCAAACUUAAAUUGAGCCCUGAAAAGAAAAACCUCAUGGUGAACUCUGUAUUUUAUGAUGUUAUAAACAUACAAAAUAACAAAGAGAGUUCAUCAAUUUUUAUUAAACUGUUUGGUGAUUUUUACGAUCCAACAAAUAGAAGGUUUGUGUUAAACAAUAACACAUCUUUUUCUUUCUGUGCCAAAGAGGUGGCAGAUGUGUUGGGUAUUGAAAAUACCGGGCCUGAUUUCAACGCCCCUGCUGCAAAAAAAGUUCCUCAGUUUGUUAAGGACCUAGUGAUAGGAUAUGGUGUAGAUAGUUCUGGGAAAAUCUCUACAACAACAAUUAAAGAACUUUUGAAAAAAAUGAAUGUAGACGACGAGGAAAGUAGAUUAAAUUUUAAGAAAGUCUUAUGUUAUUUUUUGAUCGAGAUGUUUUUAAUACCCUCCCCGGAUCCCAAGAAACCACGUACAGGUUCUUGGUCAAUGGUAGAAGAUCUUGAUGUAUAUGAAAAAGUGAACUGGGCUAAAGCAAUCUAUGAAGACUUACAUGAAUCUUUUAAUAAGCUAAAAACUGCAACGGUGGGAAAACAACAUAAUUUUAAAGCGUGUGCGCCAGUUUUCGAGGCUGUUGUGUUUGAGAGAAUACCUUCCUUAAAGCCAAACCUAUCGUCUUAUCCUUAUCCGCCAAUUCAAAAGUAUGAUGCUAAAAGGAAGGAUUGGGAACUGUUAAAAAGUAUCAAAGCCGACGAGAUAACCCCAUGUUCAUACUGUGGUGAUGGAGUAGAGGGACUUUUUGGCUUCCGGGGCGGAAGGAGUGGGGGAAAGAAUCCUGUCAAGAGAUUGAGAGGAAGGUCAUCAACAUCAUCAGGUGAGAGGAGACUCAAAUGUUCUGAAAAUUUUGAAGAACUAGUGAUAGGUAUGGAGGAACGGGAGAAUAUUUCUAAACAACUCACUCGUCUUUUCGAUACUGACCAAUUGUCUGCCCGGCAAAGGCCAAGCAGGUUGCCUUUAUUAAAGAUUUCUCACCAUCCACUAAUUGAAGAGGAAAAUGAAGAUGACGAGGAGUUUGGUGGCUGUUUUACCAUAUGCAAAGGCUUGACCGAAUUUCUUAAAGAACACUUAUCUGUUUUACCAGUAUGCUGCCCCUUUUUUUAUGUAACCUUCGAACAAAUCGGUCCUUGUGGCCGUAAUCUUUAUUAUGUAAUGUUGUUGGCCUUGGUGGCUGUUUUACCAGUAUGCAAAGGCUUGACCGAAUUUCUUAAAGAACACUUAUCGUUGCAGGGGGUUCGGUUUAGGAUUUAG